Molecule: messenger RNA, 2601 nt
Organism: Lachancea dasiensis
Lineage: Eukaryota; Fungi; Ascomycota; Saccharomycetes; Saccharomycetales; Saccharomycetaceae
Source: the annotation of a GenBank genome assembly
AUGUCGUCGGUAUCGUCAUUGGGCGCCAAUUGGUGUGUUUCCAUUCAAUAUACCAAGGAAAAUCUUGCUGAAUUUCUCACGGAGCUCUCAGCUAAGGGUUUGCAUGCUUUGACUAGACCUGGACACAGCUCCGAACUAGUGUACGUGUUUGUUAAUGACCAAACAAAUCGAGUACCACUGAUUGCCUCUCAACUCAAAUAUGUUACUGAUGUAGUCCAAGUUGUAGAUUUCGAGACGAAAUCACAAAGAGAAAACUUAGCUAAGAGAUUGGUCAAGAAACCACUGAUGGUUUCUGAUGCCGAUUUACAAGAAUUGAGCCGAGUCACAGGAUCGCCCGAAACGGCACUGUACUUCGCGUAUGCCAAAUAUUACACGCGCUGGUUGAUGGUGUUGGCGCUCGUGGGUGUUGCCUUUCGCUUUUUCGUCAGCAAUCCUUCCGGUUGGGAGUUUAACGUAAGUUAUACAAUCAUCGUGAUGCUCUGGGCGACCUGUUUCGUUUGCUCUUGGAAGCUUAAGAAAAGAGCGGAGUUUUCAACAUUGGUACAAUACUCUCCCUCCCUUGACCAAUUGAAGCCUGUUUCUAGGUCAGUUUUUAUCAAAAAGCUGCUGUUCAUCCCAGUGGCUCUUCAGUUUGCUGCAUGCCUCAUCGCAUUUCAAUUCGUUUGCUUUCUGCUAGAGAUUUUUAUGACUCAAAUUUAUCAGGGUCCACUGGCAAGUGUUCUAGCACUAACUCCUACGGUAUUGAUGGCUGCAUAUGUACCAAUCCUGACUAUGGUUUACGACCUAGUGUUGCAGAAACUGGUGUCCUGGGAAAAUCCAGCCGACCCAGUUCAGUCGAAAUUGGAAAAGAAGUUCAUUUUAACUUUUUUAACGAGCUACAUGCCCUUGUUUAUCACUCUCUUCGUUUACUUACCCCUUGGUCAUCAUGUCAAUGCUCAGUUAGAGACUAUUGCCCUCUUCUGCUCCAAUUACAAUGUACCGGUCUUGAAGAGCGGGUUUAAGGUUAAUACUGGUCGCUACCAAGCACAAUACUUUUUCUUCAUGGUUACUGGGCAGGUAAUCGCCCUAUGUGUCGAAAAUCUAGUUCCGUUGGCUAUGAGCAAGGCCAUACCCAAACUUAAGGGGUUCGAUAAGCCUAACUCGCCCGUCAAUUUGGCCGAAACUAAAAUGGCAAAAGAAUAUCCUGAAGACCUCAGUAUCUGGAAACAGGCAUCUGGGUCUUGUCUGAGUACCUGGGGCGAGUUUGACGUCAACGCCACGUCAAAUAAGUUAAUCAUACAAUUUGGAUACGUCUCUAUGUUUUCUUGUAUUUGGCCAUUGGCUGCCCUAUGUUGUGUGGUAUUCAAUUUGCUGAGCUUGAAAUUGGAAAUUUGGAGAUGCUUGAACAAGUGCGUUGUGAAGUGCUCUUCUAACUCAAACGUUGCCAAGAUUUCUCCUCGAUCCCUUGCCCCAAAUAAGAGCGGAUCGAUUUGGGAUAACGUACUAAAUGUCAUUCUAUGGAUAUCUGCUCUUGUCGCACCAGCUCUUGUUAUCAUGUAUAAGAGUCCUCUGAAUGCUGGAACGACAUCUGCUCUGGAGAAACGUGACCUAUGGCACUUGGAGUCGGUGGUCAAGGUUGAUUGGAGAGCAGUCGUCAUCGGUGCUUUUGUUUUUGAGCAUUUGACAUUCUUUUGCUAUUUGAUACUGGGCGAGCUUGUGGGCCGUUCAGAUGAGGACCGUGCCCAAAGGUUUGUCUCUGCUGAAAAGCUGGAGGAACCACCUCAUGUGGACCUGACUAAAGUUGUUAAGGAAACAGCAACCUUCAUGGAUGCCCCUCCAGAAGGUGAAACCAUAGCUGCCUCGAAGGCCCCUCAAAAAACCAGCGACAGCGCUUCACAAGCCCCAAUUGCUGAUGUAGCAACUGCGAGCACCUCGGGGUUUUCAAGGGCCAAAGAGGCCGCGUCUCCUUCCCAGCCCGUCAAAACAUCUACGAUUCAAGCAACUAAGGACGUUGCCUCACCAGCUAGCCAAACAUCCAGCUCUUCUAGCCAAGUUAAGAACCACAAUGAAUCCUCAGGCUCUUUGACUUCGCCUGUAGCUGGCGCCACUGUUCCUGACACUAUUCCUACAUCAAAGAACUACCACUUGAGGCGCAACCACCCCAAUUCGUCAUCUUCAACUUCGCAGGCUAUUCAAAGUAUCGAUUCCAGUGGAAAAGAAAAAUUGGAGCUCACAUCAUCCAACGAUACCUCUUCUUUAAAAAAUUCCGUACCUAAGGUGGUAGCAACAUCUCCAUCUGACGAGGCUAUCACGAGUAAUCAGUUCGUCCCUGCCCAACUUGCCGAUACAUCCAAGGGUCACGUCGCCAACAUCAUGAACGGUCUUCCAAAGGGUGGUCACGGUCAUACAGAUUCACCUAUUCCCAAUGACGCCGUUGUCGAAAAGAACUCCGACCACCUCUCAGAGGCGUCGUCUUCUGCACCUUCAGGUAAUGAAUCACAAACAAUUCAAACGCCACGCAAGGUGCCAGAAAAGGCUUCAUCUGUUCGUACCCAUUCUUCGAAGAAAAAGAUGAAGGGUGUUCUAUCUCCCCUUGGCAAACUGAAGAAGAAGUUUCCUUGA